AUGUUGAGAUUCAGCGUACAUGUUUGGGUGGUAUGGUUUCUUUGUGCAGGUGCUUUCUCUGAUGAGGAUGUCACUGGAUGUGAGCAGCAGCCAUGCCAAAACGGUGGCAUCUGUGAGAGUCACAAUGGAGGUUUCAGAUGCCUUUGCUCCCAGCAGAGCCAAAGCGGGCGCCUAUAUGGGGGGGAGACCUGCACUAUUGCACUUUCUGGCUGUGAUGACAUCCAAUGCGAGAAUGGAGGAAUAUGUUCCCCCUUACUUGAAAAUGAUCAACACACUUAUACAUGCGUCUGCCUUGCUGGCUUUACAGGCCCUAAAUGUGAGACCACCACUGUUUUUUCAUUUGAGUCGAGAGGCUACAUGUACAUAGAGACUGAGCUCUUAGACCUAGAGGCCCCACUUAAUGUGACAUUCAGCUUCAGGACAGGAAGACCUGUCGGCACCCUCCUGCACCGCAGAGUGGAUGAUCUGCUACUCAGCAUUGAGCUGAUGGAUGGACAACUCUGCCUCCGCAGCCUGAGAGGCCAUGGGUCCAGCACACUGGUUCAGGAGCUCCCAGAGUACAUGUCCAACAACAAGUGGCACACGGUGGAAGCGUCUCUGGGCGGGGUGGUCAGCCUAAUCAGGCUACUCUGUACUGAAGAAAGCUGCACCAGGGACACACACACUGAUGUCCAUCUGCUGGAGCAAACCUCUGUUGCUCUCCCCCAGCCAGAAACAUUUCGCCAAAUUCUCUUCAUAGGAGCAGUUGGGGUUAACUGGGGUUUUGGUGGAGCAGUGGAUGAAGCAGACUACCCACCUGCUUUUUUGGGCUGCUUUAGAGAUGUGUUUGUGCACUCACAUCUGGUGGUGCCUGUUAUAGAGCCAAAAGAUUCAGAUACCCAAGCAAACAUCACCGUGGGAUGCAGCGACAAAGACAAGUGCGAUGACAGCCCAUGUCAGAACCGAGGACGCUGUGUGAACCAAGGCUGGAGGAGCUACAUGUGUGAGUGCCUCAGACCGUAUGAGGGCACUAACUGUGGAGAAGAGUAUAUCACUGCAAGGUUUGGAAGCAAAGACUUGGAGAGUUAUGCUGUCUUCUCAUUAGACGAUGACCCAGGUGAUACUGUGACUAUAUCCAUGUUCAUUCGUACCAGACAGUCCAGUGGCCUGCUCCUCAUCUUGGCCAACAGCACAAGCCAGUACCUCCGCCUCUGGCUUGAGAAGGGCAGGGUCAAAGUUCAGGUCAACAACUUUGAGACUCUGGUCGGCCAAGGUGUGGUCACUGAUGGCCAUUUUCACCUGGUGACUGUGAAGCUGGAAGGCAUAUCAGCUAUGUUGUUCCAGUCAGCCCAGAGCCAGGGCUCUAUGUCCGUUAGGCAGAUCCAAGCCCAUUCUGGUGAUUUUGUCUUUGUUGGAGGGCUACCAGACCUGAGGGCCUCUGCUUCAUUUGGUGGCUACUUUAAAGGAUGCAUCCAGGAUCUGAGAAUUAACAGCAAACGACUGCAGUUUUAUCCCAUAACAACUUCAGUUGAAUCUUACAACCUGGAGAAACUCAUCAACAUUGCAGAAGGAUGCAGCAGUGACAAUGCCUGUGCUGUCAACCCCUGUCUCAACGCUGGAGUGUGUUACUCCAUGUGGGACGACUUCAUCUGUAACUGCCCCCCCAACACUGCAGGCCAGCGCUGUGAGGAGGUGAAAUGGUGUGAGCUGUCUCCCUGCCCUGCCACUGCUGUUUGCCAGCACGGCCCGCAGGGCUUUGAAUGUUUGUCUAAUGUGACAUUUCGGGCUGAAAGUGACGUUUUGCUCUAUCAGAGCAAUGGGAAGAUUAAGCGUAGCCUGACCAGUGUCUCCCUCAGCUUCCGCACGAGACAGUUUGCUGCCACUAUACUGCAUGCACAAGAGGGCUCAGCCUACCUCACCAUCUCCCUCCAGGACUCUCAUGUGGUUCUGGAGCUUCAGGCUAGUGUUGACAAGGAUCCCCUCAAGAUGACUGUACAAAGCCAGGAUUCAGUCAGCGAUGGUGAGUGGCACACUGUGGAGCUCAGCAUGGACAACCAGACUUCCAGGUGGUUCAUGGCAGUGGAUGAAAGUAAAGAGGAGCUGUCCAAAAUAACUGCUGGAGACCUGGAUUUUCUUAGGGAUGGAGUAGACAUCUUCCUUGGGGGGAUGAGUCUGGAUGCUGGAGUGAGCCUGUCCGGAUGUUUGGGCCCAGUAGAGAUCGGAGGCCUUCUUCUUCCUUUCCACUUGGACACAGAGCUGAACCUCCCCAGACCUCAGGAGGAGCAGUUUGCAAGAAUAAACAUCAACGCUGCCCUGCGAUACGGCUGCUGGGGAGAUAGUGUGUGUGAACCCAACCCCUGCCAGAACGAGGGUGCAUGUGACGACCUGUUCGACCUCCAUCACUGCAUGUGUCCCUCCGAGUGGAAAGGGCCGCUGUGCCAAGACCCGUCAGACAGCUGCUACUCCAGCCCCUGCAUCUAUGGCGGCUGCGUCAACCUGUCUGAGGGCUACAUGUGUGUAUGUGAGCAGGGGUACACUGGUGAACAGUGUGAGAAAGAAGUCGAUUUGUGUGAAAAUAGCAAUUGCAGCAGUGGUGCCACGUGCCUCAAAGGCUUCCAGAGCUACUCAUGCCUCUGCCCCCUGAAUCUGACAGGCCAGUACUGCAAUGAGAAGAUUCCUGAGAUCCCGUGGUACAUUGAGACAAACCCACUUCCUCAGUUGCCUGUAUCUACCUGCAUGGGUACCAGGUGGAACUACAGCUGCUUUAAUGGAGGGAACUGCUCCGAGGCAGACAACACCUGCUACUGCCUGCCUGGUUUCACAGGACAGUGGUGUGAGAAGGAUGUUGAUGAAUGUGCCUCGGACCCAUGUAUGAAUGGAGGCUUCUGUAUCAACUACGUAAACAGUUUUGAGUGUGUGUGUGAUAUGAACUACUCAGGGAUACACUGCCAAAUGGAUGUAAGUGACUUCUACUUGUACAUGUUUUUGGGCCUGUGGCAGAACCUGUUCCAGCUGAUGUCCUACCUUAUCAUACGCCUCGAUGAUGAGCCAGAAGUUGAUUGGGGAUUUCAAUGA
This is a messenger RNA of Scomber scombrus (Atlantic mackerel), 3054 nucleotides long. RefSeq names its product protein crumbs homolog 1-like. Lineage: Eukaryota; Metazoa; Chordata; Actinopteri; Scombriformes; Scombridae. Gene Ontology annotation, cellular component: protein-containing complex; plasma membrane. The transcript has 8 exons. Bases 1 to 3054 code for a protein of 1017 amino acids. Gene Ontology annotation, biological process: heterophilic cell-cell adhesion; establishment or maintenance of epithelial cell apical/basal polarity. Gene Ontology annotation, molecular function: calcium ion binding. The record is from RefSeq and is a predicted model, not a curated record.